UGCCGAUUGGUUAAGCCGGAGAGGGACGUAGCUUAUUGGAGGGGCGGCGUCAGGGCUGGGGAUUAUUGGCUGCCUUGUUAAGGGGGGAGUGUAGCUGGGGUGGUAGAGAAGAGAAGACCGAGAACAGAGCUGAUGGGAGGGGCCGGCGAAAGGCCAGAGUUGAUUGGAGAAACGGGAAAACAGUCAUUGGAAAGACCAGAGGAGGGGCGGGGCAAAUCAUAAAGGAAUCUGAGGUGCGGCGUGGACAGGGCGGAGCUUAUAGGAGGAGGCGGGACUUACUCAGGAACAAUUCUGGUUGGACCUCAAAGAAGGAGGAUCUGAUUUUCGCAGGGUGUGUGUGUAAAGAAGUGGGAGGGGCCAAACCUUUAUUUGGGGGUCCGUCAUAGCAACAGCGAACCCUCUUCUCUGGGUCAGAAGAUUUCUGUCCUUGUACAAAUGGGAAGACUGAGACUCCAGAGAGCGUGGGUCUGCAGAAGACUGGUGCGGACGUGUGUCCUUCCCCUCAACAUCUGGUGGAUCUUCACGCCCCUCUUAGGAGGGGGGAGUAUCCGCAAUGCCCCCCGGGAAUUGAAGGUUUCUGGGUUGCUAUGGCGCCAGGGGCGGGGCGGGCGCUUGGGUCCACUCGGCGGUUUGGUCGGGGGGAGGGGCUCUUGGAGGCCCCGCCCCGCCCCCGCCCCCGCCGGCAUGCGGCCCGCCCCGACUGAGCUCUGGCUGCGCCUGGCCCUGGCCCUGUGCCUGGCCCUUGUGGGCCCCCUGGCUGCGCGGGCGGCCUCGGCCCGGGCCCCUAUCUAUGUCAGCAGCUGGGCCGUGCGGGUGUCCCAGGGUUCCCAGGAUGCGGAGCGCCUGGCACGCAAAUUCGGCUUCGUCAACCUAGGGCAGAUCUUCCCUGACGGACAGUACUACCACCUGCGGCACCGGGGUGUGGUCCAACAGUCCCUGACCCCACAUUGGGGCCACCGACUGCGCCUGAGGAAAGAUCCCAAGGUGCAGUGGUUCGAGCAGCAGACACUGCAGCGGCGGGUAAAGCGUUCCUUGGUGGUGCCCACAGACCCCUGGUUCUCCAAGCAGUGGUACAUGAACAACAGGGUGCAGCCGGACCUGAACAUCCUGCAGGUCUGGAACCAGGGGCUGUCCGGCCAGGGCAUCGUGGUCUCCGUGCUGGAUGAUGGCAUCGAGAAGGACCACCCAGACCUCUGGGCCAAUUAUGAUCCCCUGGCCAGCUAUGACUUUAAUGACUACGACCCGGAUCCCCAGCCCCGCUACACGCCCAGUGAUGAGAAUCGGCAUGGGACCCGCUGUGCUGGGGAGGUGGCAGCUAUUGCAAACAAUGGCUUCUGCGGUGCAGGUGUUGCCUUCAACGCGCGAAUCGGAGGUGUGCGCAUGCUGGAUGGCACCAUCACUGACAUCAUUGAGGCACAGUCACUAAGUCUGCAGCCCCAGCACAUCCACAUCUAUAGUGCCAGUUGGGGCCCUGAGGAUGAUGGCCGCACAGUGGAUGGCCCUGGCAUCCUUACCCGUGAGGCCUUCCGGCAUGGUGUGACCAAGGGUCGUGGCGGACUGGGCACACUCUUCGUCUGGGCAUCAGGCAAUGGUGGCCUCUACUAUGACAACUGCAACUGUGAUGGCUACACCAACAGCAUCCAUACGCUGUCUGUGGGCAGCACCACCCAGCAGGGCCGUGUGCCCUGGUACAGUGAGGCCUGUGCCUCCACUCUCACCACCACCUAUAGCAGUGGUAUCGUGACCGACCCCCAGAUUGUCACCACGGACCUGCAUCACCAGUGCACAGACAAGCACACGGGCACCUCAGCUUCAGCCCCGCUGGCCGCAGGCAUGAUUGCCCUGGCUCUGGAGGCCAACCCGUUCCUGACAUGGAGGGACAUGCAGCACCUCGUGGUCCGUGCAUCCAGACCAGCACAGCUCCAGGCUGAGGACUGGAGGGCCAAUGGCGUGGGGCGCCAAGUGAGCCACCACUAUGGCUAUGGGCUGCUGGACGCUGGGCUACUGGUGGACAUGGCCCGCACCUGGCUGCCCACGCAGCCCCAGAAGAAGUGUGCCAUCCAGAUCCUGCACAACCCCACCCCCAUCCUGCCACUCAUGCAUGUGGGGAACAACGUGUCCGCCUGUGCUGGCAGCCGCAACUACAUCCGCUCACUGGAGCAUGUGCAGGUGCAGCUGUCACUGUCCUACAGCCGCCGCGGGGACCUGGAGAUCUCCCUCACCAGCCCCAUGGGUACCCACUCCACCCUUGUGGCCAUCAGACCUCUGGAUGUUAGUGGUCAAGGCUACAACAACUGGAUCUUCAUGUCCACCCAUUUCUGGGAUGAGAACCCACAGGGCUUGUGGACCCUGGGCUUGGAGAACAAGGGCUACUAUUUCAACACAGGGAUGCUGUACCACUACACGCUGCUGCUCUACGGGACAGCUGAAGACAUGACAGCUCGGCCCCCAGGCCCCCAGGUGACCAGCAGCCCGUGUGUGCAGCGGGACACAGAGGGGCUGUGCCAGGAAUGCCACAGCCCCGCCUAACUCCUGGGCUGGCGCUGCCUUGCCUACUGCCCCCCGAGAUACUUCAACCACACGCAGCGCACAGUGACCUCAGGCCCUGGCGCCCAGUUGGGCCGGCACUGAGGGUGUGCGCCAGCUGCCACGCCUCCUGCUACACGUGCCAAAAGCGGCUCCCUAAGCGACUGCACCACCUGUCCACCGUCCUCCAUGCUUGAUGAGCAGCGGGGCUCCUGCUCUGGGCCCACCGUCUCCCGCAGCCACCCUUAGCCCACCACCUCCAUCUGCUCCAGCUGCUCUGCCUCAGCUGUGGUGCCGAUCCUGCUGGUUGUGGCCAUUGGAGGUCCCCUCCUUUUUGGCACGUCAGUGCGAAGUCAGCAGACUGCCAUAGGCCUGAUGUUGGGGGAGCAAGCCCUGUUACCCCCUAGAGCCAGUUGCCUGCUGGAACCAUGAUUCUUCAGACUUGGAGCUUGGACCUGCCCUUGCCUGGGCCCCAGCAGUCACUGUGUCCCACCCCUGCUAGACUGGCCCAGAGGGCCAAGAACCUGCCCCAGAGGGUCUGGCUGACCGGGUGGAACCUGGAAGCUGGGCCUGGCAGCUCCAGGUAGAGAAGAGAGGAGUUUCCUAUGCAUUUUGGGUUUGGAGUAUCGGAAGGGAUGGGGCAGAGGCCAGACCACGACCACCAUCCCUCUCCUGCCCCAGAAUCUCAGGGAAGGUGGAGGGAGAAAAACACGGUGCUAUCCAGUCUCCAGCACCGUGUCUGACCUCAGAGUUUGCAAAUAAAGGUUGAAUAC
Nycticebus coucang (slow loris) is the source of this 3299-nucleotide messenger RNA. It is a transcript of the gene PCSK4, whose product is annotated as proprotein convertase subtilisin/kexin type 4. The transcript is spliced from 15 exons. Gene Ontology annotation, cellular component: trans-Golgi network; Golgi membrane. NCBI's taxonomy places the organism in Eukaryota, Metazoa, Chordata, Mammalia, Primates, Lorisidae. The record is from RefSeq and is a predicted model, not a curated record. Gene Ontology annotation, biological process: peptide hormone processing. Bases 436 to 2529 code for a protein of 697 amino acids. Gene Ontology annotation, molecular function: serine-type endopeptidase activity.